AUGCAUCUUCGUGGAGUUUUCCGUGCGGCAAAACUGCCAAGAGGCCAAGGCGCGAUCGGCACCAAGUGGGUGUUCAAGAUCAAGCGCAAAGCGGAUGGAUCGGUCGAGAAAUACAAGGCGCGUCUCGUUGCCAAGGGCUUCAAGCAGAAGUACGGCAUCGACUACACAGAGACGUUCUCGCCCGUGGUCAAGUACGUGACACUGCGUAUGGUGAUCGCGAUCACCAAGUAUUUCGACUGGCCACUGGACCAACUCGAUGUGGUGACAGCCUUUCUCUACGGAGUGAUGAAGGAGAAGGUGUACUGCGUGAUACCAGAAGGCGUCGAGAUGGAUGGCGACUUCGACUGUCUCGAGUGGGUGAAGGCGAUCUACGGUCUCAAGCAAGCUUCACGUGUGUGGAACGAGACUUUCGACGAGUUCGUAUGCUCCAUCGGUUUCGAAGCGUCGGCGUUCGACCCAUGUCUCUACAUCAAGGUUGUCGACGGUCACUGUGUGCUCGUGCUGGUCUACGUGGAUGACGUGUUGGUCACCGGCAGCUCGCUCGAGUUGAUUGCGCAGACGAAGGCCGACCUCAAGACGCGUUUCGAGAUGACCGACAGUGGCAAGUGUACUUUUGUACUGGGCAUCGAACUGGUGGACGAAUCGGAUGGCAGCGUGACAAUGUGCCAGCGACGGUAUGUCAACGACAUCCUCAAGCGCUUCGGCAUGGAUGAGUGCAAGGCCACAGCAAGUCCGGUCGACUUGAGCACUCGGCUUGUCGCAAGCACCGAAGCGGCCAAGAUCGACGUUCCGUUUCGUGAAGCUGUGGGAGCUUUGAUGCACUUGACGACUGCGACGCGCCCGGACAUUGCGUAUGCUGUGGGGUACGUCUCGCGCUUCAUGGAGAAUCCGCAGCAAGAACAUUGGACGGCGGUGAAGCGCAUCUUUCGUUACUUGCAAGGGACCAAGUCGCACGGACUCCGCUUCCAGCCAAGCGACAAGAUCGACUUUCGUGGCUACUCGGACGCGGACUGGGCCGGCGACCACGCUGAUCGCAAGUCGACUUCGGGUUACACUUUCAUGCUGAUGGGUGCUCCUGUGAGUUGGGGAAGCAAGAAGCAGUCAAGUGUGUCGCUGUCGACGAGUGAAGCGGAAUACAUCGCACUGAGUCUGGCCAUCCAGGAAGGCAAGUGGGUGCAUCGCCUGCUAUGCGAGAUUUUGGCGGCCGCAAACGAACCAGGACCGGACCUCGUCAUCCGUGAAGACAACCAGUCGUGCAUCAAGAUGACGAAGAAUCCGGUGAAUCAUGGCCACGCCAAGCACAUCGACAUCAAGUACCAUCACAUCCGUGAUGAGGUCAAGCGCGGGGAAGUGCAGCUCGAGUAUUGCGAGACUUCCGUGAUGAUGGCGGACAUCAUGACCAAGGGACUUUCGGGACCUCGUCACAAGGACUUGACGACGGCUCUCGGCAUUCGUGCGAGUUCGGAUUGA
This is a messenger RNA of Peronospora matthiolae, 1470 nucleotides long. NCBI's taxonomy places the organism in Eukaryota, Oomycota, Peronosporomycetes, Peronosporales, Peronosporaceae. The record is from the annotation of a GenBank genome assembly.